Molecule: messenger RNA, 474 nt
Organism: Sinocyclocheilus grahami
Lineage: Eukaryota; Metazoa; Chordata; Actinopteri; Cypriniformes; Cyprinidae
Product: homer protein homolog 3-like
Exons: 4
Biological process (GO): G protein-coupled glutamate receptor signaling pathway
Molecular function (GO): G protein-coupled glutamate receptor binding
Source: RefSeq, a predicted model, not a curated record
CUUGGUAGGGAGCAGCCAAUAUUCAGCUUGAAGGCACACGUCUUCCAAAUUGACCCGGCCACUAAACGAAAUUGGAUUCCAGCCAGCAAACACGCCGUCACCGUCUCCUUCUUCUAUGAUGCCGACAGGAGCGUGUAUCGCAUUAUCAGCGUAGGGGGCACUAAGGCGAUUAUCAACAGCACCAUUACACCUAAUAUGACCUUCACGAAAACGUCACAGAAGUUUGGCCAGUGGGCGGACAGCAGGGCCAACACAGUGUAUGGCCUUGGGUUUGCCACUGAGCAGCAGCUUCAGCAGUUCUCAGAGCAGUUUAAAGAGUUUAAGGAGGCUGCACGACUCGUCCGGGAUAAAUCACAGGAGAAGUUUGAGCUGUUGAGUCCUGGCCUAAACAUCUCUUCUCCACAGCUGCUCGAUUCAGAUAACAUGCCAGAGCAUUUCAUUCCAUCACUAUUAACCGCUCUAACAAUAGCGUAG